UGUGAUGACAGCAGACGAGCUAAACUGCUGUUGUUGAUGUGGCCCAACGCGGAUGUGAAACAUGGCGAAGUAAAAUAAUCCCUACUAAACUCAGAAUCAUUCAAUUCAGCGGAGACACGCCGGCAGCAUGUUUAAAGGCUGGGGCUCGUGGCUGGGCUCGGAGUCCGUCAAUCAAGAUAAAACAGACGAAAAGGAAAUAGAAGGAGAGAGAGACAUAAACACAGAUCAGACUGAACAAACACAAGAGGUCCUGCAGCAGGCCAAAGGACUCAGCGGAUUCAUUCUGAACUUUGCGAGUAGCGCGACUAAGAAGAUCUCCGAGUCUGUGUCCGAGACGGCGCAAACCAUCAAGAAAACUGUAGAGGGGAGCAACAUCGACGGCAUCAUUGACAAGACCAUUUUAGGAGAUUUUCAGAAAGAGCAGGAAAAAUUUGUCCAAGAGAAGAAUGCAAAGAAAGCAGAUGCAGCGGUGCCACCCUGGGUGGGGUACAACGAGGAGGAAACUAUUCAACAGCAGAUUCUAGCUUUAUCUGCGGAUAAGCGGAACUUCCUGCGUGACCCUCCGGCCGGCGUUCAGUUUCAUUUCGACUUUGAUCAGAUGUACCCUGUUGCCCUGGUGAUGUUACAGGAAGAUGAAUUACUCAACAGGAUGCGCUUUGACCUCGUACCAAAACAGGUGAAGGAAGCGGCAUUCUGGAGGAAUUACUUCUACCGUGUGUCUCUGAUAAAGCAGUCGGCACAGCUCACAGCUCUCGCCGCUCAACAGCAGGCUGCUGAUAAGAGAGAAGAGGAGAAAAACGGAGCGACUCCGCUGGACGAGAACAACCCGGAGAGCAUCAGACCGAAAACGCCUCCUGUUGCCAUCAGUGCUAAACCCAAGACUAGCGAGCAUGAAGAGGAAGAGAUCUCCACCAGUCCUGGUGUUUCUGAGUUUGUGAGUGACGCGUUUGACGCAUGUGACAUCAACCAGGAAGAUCUGAGAAAAGAGAUGGAGCAGCUGGUGCUCGACAAGAAGACCUCCCCUCAGGACGAAGAGACGGCUGAUUGGGAGAAGGAGCUACAACAGGAGCUGCAGGAAUACGAGGUGGUCGUUGACCCAGAAAAUCGAGACGACAACUGGGACCGUGAGAUCGAGGAAAUGCUGCAGGGAGUCAGUUAAGCGUUACGACGCCCCCUCUGGUCUGGAUGAUCCACUGCAGCACUGCAGUUUAAAUGAUGGUCCAGGAAGAGAGAGGCUUCAAGCAUCAUCUACUAUCUCAUGAAUCGGACUGAAAUGAAUUGCCAGGAUAUCCUAUAAGAGUGUAUUUGGUGUUGUGCCAAUAUGCACAUUUAAAAAGCUUCCUCCCUCUGAUUGUAGUCAGAUUUCUGUGCUUUAGUGAGAAACUUUAAAUCAGAUGUGAUUUUCUGAUUUAAUCUUUCUGUGUCGUUUUGGGUUAAACGUAUGAUUUUGUGUUCGACACAAACUCAAAGGACCGACAGUCGUGUUCAAACACUAUUGUCACCGCUAAAGAAGUAUAAACCGUAUGGACGUGUUUCUAUUUGACUAUAGGUCAAUGGCUUAUCUCUCAUUCCUGUAUUUGUUUUAAAUGUUGAUUAAAGAUGUGUACUCUGGUGAGAUUCUGGCAGGGGUUUGAGGAAAUGCAUAUUAGGUUUCCUUGUUGGGAUUACCCAAAAUCAUGCUGAAUUACAUACCUGUAAAAUCAAACAAUAUUUACUUGUUUGUUAAUGCAAAGGUUCAUUAUAACUUUGUGUAGUUGUUUUUUUCACCUUGCAUUGUGUCUUAUUACCUUCCAGAUGAAUAAUCAUGAUUUUGUUGCAGUUAAUACAAAUAUAUGC
Molecule: messenger RNA, 1836 nt
Organism: Xyrauchen texanus (razorback sucker)
Lineage: Eukaryota; Metazoa; Chordata; Actinopteri; Cypriniformes; Catostomidae
Gene: syap1
Product: synapse associated protein 1
Exons: 9
Coding region: 128-1159 (343 amino acids)
Cellular component (GO): cytoplasm; synapse
Source: RefSeq, a predicted model, not a curated record